GCUGCAAUUACUGCUCAUCUAUCAUUGUCAUUCUCGAAUGUUCUCAAUCAAGACGAAGGACCGAGUGCAAAUAUCAUUUGACCUCUCUGCCUUGCUCUUCGACAGCGCUUUCUGAUAUUGGCCGCUCCAAGAUUCAAUCACAACUUCUCCUAUACCGUUGAGCUGACUGUGUAGGCCGGCCUGCUAGGUUGUGCGGCUUGUAUGUUCCUUUUUGGCGGCAGCGGUAGUCCGCCUACAAGCAGCGAUGAUCUCAGUCUGGGCAUGAGGAUCGCUGCCUUGUAUCUGAAGCUCAAAGGAAAGCCGAUGUCCAAUGUGCAAAAGUACGAAGCGAAUAUACUAGGGCGUACCUACCCGUCCCCAGCUAACAUCCCUGGUCGGAUGCGUAAGCAGUAUCAUCUACGCGACAGGACCCUGGCUGGACAUCGCGUCGUCACCUUCGGCCCAAAGAAUCGCGCAAGUCGCUGGCACAUCGUAUACUACCAUGGUGGAGCCUACGUGCGAGACCUCGUCGGGCCACACUGGUCUAUAAUCAAAAGUCUCAUGGAAGCGACCGGGGCCACCGUUACCGUGCCGCUCUACCCGCUCGCCCCAGAGUGCAACAACCGCGCUGCAUUCUCCUUCCUCGCCGAAGUCUAUGGCGAAAUCUUAGCUACUACAUCGUCCGCCAGCGUUGUGUUCGCAGGUGACUCGGCGGGCGGGGGAUUAGCCCUGGGGCAUGCAACUGAAAUUAGGCGCAUGGGGCUGCCUCUUCCUGCCCGCAUCAUCCUCUUCUCUCCAUGGUUGGAUCUGACAUUAGCCGACGCCGCUGCACGUGACUUAGAGUCAAACGACCUAAUGCUGACCAUUGAUGCGUUGCGGCUCUGUGGAAAGUGGUGGGCGGCGGAUGACGACGUACUGCUGCCCCGUCUCAGCCCACUCUAUGCCGACCUGAAGGAAUUACCGCCAAUUGACAUGUUUCAAGGCUCAGGCGAUAUUCUCGUCAUAGACGCUCGGACAUUCGCCACGAAGGCAAGAGAAGCUGGCAACUGUGUCUACUACAGCGAGGUCAGGGGUGCCUUCCAUGUCUUCAUGGGUGCUACCUUUACUCCAGAAGCGAAAGCUGUCUUUGCGCACAUCGCCUCAUCACUGCCCAGAGCGGCAGCCAGUCCCGUCCCCGGCGCGCUCAGUACAUCGCCGACAUUAUGACUCCGCUCUCCUCCUUCUGUGCCGACGAAUAUGGCGUCUAUAAGUACAGUCUGAAUCACAGGUUGGGAAUGGAGGCGCACAUCCGAAAAUGCCAGGAUUCUCUUCCAGCGUUCAAAGCUGCGCAUUGGCGGAGGAGAAGAUGACAAGCUUUGCCAAGAGCGAUGAAACAAAGCAGUAGAUACGCCAAGCCGCCCUUGGUGGCAGUCACAUUCAGGACGAGCACCGCUCAGUGGACGAUGCAUAUCACAAGUAGCGACCUGGCGCUUACUUCUGGGGGAGUAGAAUUC
This is a messenger RNA of Microstroma glucosiphilum, 1472 nucleotides long. Its product is annotated as alpha/beta hydrolase domain-containing protein. Lineage: Eukaryota; Fungi; Basidiomycota; Exobasidiomycetes; Microstromatales; Microstromataceae. Gene Ontology annotation, molecular function: hydrolase activity. The transcript has a single exon. Bases 202 to 1185 code for a protein of 327 amino acids. The record is from RefSeq and is a predicted model, not a curated record.